CAGUCGCGUCCUCCAGGGGGGUGCGAAAAUUCCAGAACCUUCUAGAAGAUCCUAACCUUAUAAAAGCCUCGACGCUGGCGCUCGCGCACUCAAUUUCGAACAAAUAAGCAUUACGUGUACAUUCUCAUCAGCUUUUUUAUUUACGAAAGAAGCUUGUGAUUUUUAUUUUCUUGUAUUUUAGUGGACUUUUCGUGACAUUAGUGUAGUGAAAAUGGGAAAAGACUACUACCGAAUCCUCGGCUUGUCGAAAGGCGCGAGUGACGACGAGAUCAAAAAGGCCUAUCGUAAACUCGCCCUCAAAUACCACCCCGACAAGAACAAGUCCAAGGAGGCCGAAGAGCGGUUCAAGGAAGUGGCAGAGGCGUACGAAGUCCUCUCCGAUAAGAAAAAACGCGACAUCUACGACUCCUACGGCGAGGAGGGCCUCAAGGGCGGCAUCCCCGGCGACUCGGGCACGUCGGCACCUGGAGGCUUCACAUACACCUACCACGGGGACCCUCGAGCCACCUUCGCCCAGUUCUUCGGCAAUGCUAGCCCCUUCGAUGCGUUCUUCAGAGGCAACCAAACAAUGUUUGCAUUCCAAGAGGACGACAUGGACGCCGAUCCAUUCAUCAACAUCACGGGCAGUCGGGGCCCCGGGGGCGCCUUCCGGAGCCAAUCGUUCAACUUCCAAGGCAGUCCCCAGCGAGGCAAAGACAAGCAGGACCCCGCCAUCGAACACGAUCUAUACGUCUCUCUGGAGGAUAUCGCCAAAGGGUGCACGAAGAAGAUGAAGAUUAGCAGAAAAGUGUUACAGCCUGACGGGUCGACGAGGAGUGAAGACAAGGUUCUGACCAUUAAUGUGAAACCGGGAUGGAAGGCGGGGACCAAGAUCACGUUCCCGAGGGAAGGCGACCAAGGACACAAUAAAAUACCAGCAGAUAUUGUGUUUAUCAUCAGGGAUAAGUCGCAUCCUUUGUUCAAACGCGAAGGCAGCGAUAUCAAAUACAUGGCCAAAAUCACACUCAAACAAGCCUUGUGUGGGUGUUCUGUUGAAGUACCAACCCUAACGGGGCAGAAAAUCCCCAUACAUUUCACAAAUGAAGUUGUUAAACCAACAACAGUGAGGAGGUUACAAGGUUACGGGUUGCCCCUCCCCAAGGAACCUUCCAGAAGAGGAGAUCUCAUUGUCAACUUUGACAUCAAGUUUCCGGAAAAGCUUUCACAAUCAGCUAAAGAUAUUUUGUACGAUACGUUGCCCAACUAAAGCAGUUUUUUUCAUUAAUAAUAAGUCAGGCUGUACGUUUUAGUACAAAUUAGUUUAAUCUAUGCUUUGUUAAUCUUAAUGCGACUUGUAUGAUUGUGUAUUGUAUUAUAAUGUAGCAUCGUGUGAUAAUUUAUCUGUUAAUGUAUAAUAAUAAUAAUAAUAAAUUCCUUUUUAUUAUUUUUUCUAA
Molecule: messenger RNA, 1433 nt
Organism: Tribolium madens (black flour beetle)
Lineage: Eukaryota; Metazoa; Arthropoda; Insecta; Coleoptera; Tenebrionidae
Product: dnaJ protein homolog 1-like
Exons: 1
Coding region: 212-1246 (344 amino acids)
Biological process (GO): negative regulation of transcription by RNA polymerase II
Cellular component (GO): cytosol
Molecular function (GO): protein-folding chaperone binding
Source: RefSeq, a predicted model, not a curated record